AUGUCUAUCGAAGUUUUCCAUCUUGGACUCUCUCAAUCUGAGAGAAUCGAACUUGAAGUACCAUACAAGUUGCAUGUCUUCCAAAGAGACCCCAUAACAGGUCUCGCACCUAAGGAAAUCAAGGAGAUUAACCCCGCCGGAACCGCACCGUAUUUCCGCGACAGCACUGUUUCACCGCCAGUCGAGCUCGGAGAGUCUGGUGCAACCGUUGAGUACAUUCUCAACGUCCAUGGCACCAAGGUCGGCUCAGGAGCCCCGAGACUCCUUCGUACCCCCGAUGACGCCGAUUACGCCGCCUACCUCGAAUGGUUUCAUUUCGCAAACGGCACUCUUCAGCCCACUCUCGGCCGCGCUAUGACCCUGUUGUUCGCCGGCGCUUCGCAAAGUGACUUUGGCAAGCGGAUGGAAGUCAAGUCCCACGAGGCUCUCAAGCUGAUCGAUAACCGCUUAGCUAACAACAAGUGGCUUGCCGGCGAGAAUCUGAGCGCUGCGGAUAUCAUGACGGUUUUCACUCUGACCACCAUGCGUGGUUUUUACCCUCUUCUGGACUUGUCGGAGCACAAGAACAUUCUGAGGUACCUGAAGGAUGUUGCCGAGCGCCCGGCGUACCGCAAGGCGCUUGAGAAGGGAGAUAAGGGCAUGGAACCCAUGAACGGGCCAAAGGUCAAGGCUUUCAAGCAGUUCAAGGGAUUCGGCGCCAUUUACGAGUCUCUGGGCUACUAGAAUAUCCAAGCAGCCUACGGCAGAUACCCUACUCACGAUUCAUGAAAGAUCAAUAACUCAAAACAAUACUACUCAAUCCUACAAGAAAAUGACUCAAGAUACCGGAUGAUUUGACAAAAGAGAAUACUCCCCCUGCCGCAAGCUAGAUUAUCUUAUGAUAGUUGCAAAAGUAUACUCGCUUGACCAGCCUGGGGGUCGAACCCAGAAUCUCCUGAUAACAUAAUUAAUCGUAGUCAGACGCCUUGCCAUUGGGCCAACCGGCCGUGAUAGUCGAGUAGUCGAUCCACUGAGGUGGAUGCUGGUGGUAACCUGCCUCAAU
Messenger RNA from Colletotrichum godetiae, 1042 nucleotides. RefSeq names its product glutathione S-transferase. The record is from RefSeq and is a predicted model, not a curated record. NCBI's taxonomy places the organism in Eukaryota, Fungi, Ascomycota, Sordariomycetes, Glomerellales, Glomerellaceae. The transcript has 3 exons. Bases 1 to 723 code for a protein of 240 amino acids.